Messenger RNA from Peronospora matthiolae, 270 nucleotides. The record is from the annotation of a GenBank genome assembly. Lineage: Eukaryota; Oomycota; Peronosporomycetes; Peronosporales; Peronosporaceae.
AUGCGUUUUGACAAGUUCAGGGCAGUGAUGGGCAAAGCGAUUACGUCAUUUUUGCUGAACACGAUGUGGCUUCUUCUUUGUUUCACGUUGAAAGACUGUACUGUGUCCAAAUGCGUGAUCUGGUCCCAAGCGUCGAUGGCAAGUCAAGUGAUAAAAAGGAACGCUGGUACUGUGCUGGCUACAUGGCCACGAGCUGAAAGCACGGAACAGAUCCCGACUAGAUGCCAUGCAAGACUUGAGCCGAUCAAGGAAGUCGGAGUCAGUUCUUGA